This is a messenger RNA of Lichtheimia ornata, 1509 nucleotides long. RefSeq lists its product as uncharacterized. Gene Ontology annotation, molecular function: transmembrane transporter activity. The record is from RefSeq and is a predicted model, not a curated record. Gene Ontology annotation, biological process: transmembrane transport. Lineage: Eukaryota; Fungi; Mucoromycota; Mucoromycetes; Mucorales; Lichtheimiaceae. The coding region runs from base 1 to 1509 and encodes 502 amino acids. The transcript has 8 exons.
AUGGAUGAGAAACGACUACCUUAUAAGCAGCUCAUCCUUGUUAGCGCUGCACGUGCUGCUGUCGUAAUCAGCCAUGUGCUAUCUUUGCCAUUCAUUAUCCCGUUUGUACGGGAUCUACAUUCUUGCGAUGAGCAGGAUGUCAGCUUUUAUGCUGGUGUCAUCGCAUCCUCUGGAGGUGUCGCUUCUUUUCUAAGUGCAAUACCAUUUGGUACGCUAUCCGAUCAUAUUGGGCGACGGCCUAUCAUGCUACUUGGCAUGUGCGUAUCGAUCAUCAGCCUUAUCCUAUUCGGUUUAUCCAAAUCCAUCAUUUGGGCCGUGAUGAGCCGAGUUCUAUCGGGCUCUUUAGAUUCCUCCGUUACUGCGAGCAAAGUAAUGACGUCUGAGCUAACCAAUGGCUACUCCCAAGAAAUGAGAGCUAAAGGUUUCGCUAUUUUACAAAUGUCCUUUGCCACCAGUCUCAUUAUCGGUCCUUUUAUUGGAUCGGCUUUAUUGGAUCCAGUGAGAAAAUACCCGAAGAUAUUUCAACAAGAUGCCAUUAUCACUGUGUUUUUGGAAGCAUACCCUUACUUUUUGCCGUGUUUUGCAGGCGCUUUGCUUAAUGCUAUCAUGCUUGCUAUCUCGUUUUUCUCCAUGGAUGAGACGUGUGUCAAUCUCAAGAUGGAUCAAGAAAAGAGUGGCGCAAAGCUUUUGCAGCAGCCUCCUCGCUCGUAUUCCACUUUUGACUACAUCAAACGCCAACCUAUCAACUUCACCCCUGCUGUACAUGGAAAGCAAAGCUUUACCAGCAUCUUCUCAUUACGUGAAUGUUUGAUCCCAGCAGUUACCAACAUACUUGUGGUUUACGUAUGUACCAUUUGUCAAUUGGCCUACCAUGGAGAGCUGGCACCGAUAUGGGCGACCAAUGAACGCAAAUUUGGCGGCCUUGGCUUCACACCAAAGGAGUGUGCUAUAGUAAUUGCAAGCCAAGGAAUUAGUCAAAUCAUCGUAAUUACGUUCAUCCUGGCACCAUUAACAAAGCGAUUUGGGACGUUGCGUGUAGCAUGCAUUGGAUCUUUUGGCUUGAUUCUCGCAACUACUGCUGAGCUUGGUGUGCCAUACCUAUACAACUUGCCAGAUUUGCAUGGUCGUACACAAACUCUCUUUUGGGUUUUGCCGGCGGUAAUCCUAUGCAUCGUCUUUUGGUCCACAUCAUUCAGCUUGAGUCUUAUUAGCGCCAAGAUUUUGAUCAACAAUGCAGCUCCUCAGCAUGCUUUAGGGAAGACUAAUAGUCUCUCUGAAUGUCUAGGAAGCUUAACUCAGGCUGUGGGCCCUGCCCUUUGUGGAAUCAUUUGGUCAGGAUCUUUAAAGCUGUCGUGGGCCCCGAUUGCUUGGCGUAUCCCGAUCAAUUGGUUCAUACCAAUCAUUGUAGGAGUGUUUACGUUUUAUAUGACAUCGCGUCUCAAUCCGGCGGAUUAUGUCCUUGAUAGGCACAAAGUAAAUCGUAGGCACAACGAGGAGCAACAAGCAUAA